Messenger RNA from Halteromyces radiatus, 1422 nucleotides. RefSeq names its product WD40-repeat-containing domain protein. Gene Ontology annotation, cellular component: heterotrimeric G-protein complex; cytoplasm. Gene Ontology annotation, biological process: G protein-coupled receptor signaling pathway. The transcript has 4 exons. Gene Ontology annotation, molecular function: signaling receptor complex adaptor activity; protein binding. The coding region runs from base 349 to 1395 and encodes 348 amino acids. Lineage: Eukaryota; Fungi; Mucoromycota; Mucoromycetes; Mucorales; Cunninghamellaceae. The record is from RefSeq and is a predicted model, not a curated record.
UUUUUUUUUUUAAUUUUCUUUUAUUACCCCUUCUAUCAUUCUUUGUAUAUUGGUAUUCUGAUAGUCAUUAGAAAUUUUUACUUUCUAUUUCUACCAGAGUCAUCUUUCUUUUAAUUAUUUAUUCCUUUUUAUUAUUUUUUUUUAUUUUAUCAUCACCUUUAAUAACGAAACGGCUUUCACGUCUUUACCCUUAUUACUCAUUCCCGUUUUCUUUUUUUUUUUUUCGACUGUAUCACCACCUACUUACCUUGACGAAAAACGAUUGAAACGAAGAAUAAACGACUAUACCUCUUUCUUUUUUUUUAUUUUAUUUUAUAAAAUCGACUGUAUCAUAUUAUCAACAUUACAAUGAACAAGCAAGAUGCUACUACUGAACGUAUUGCAGCUGCUCGACGUGAAGCUGAAUUAUUGAAAGAAAGAAUUAAACAAAGACGUGAAGCUCUUAGUGAUACCACUCUUCCAAAGAUGGCUAAAGGUGUAGAACCACUUCCACGAUUGGUGAUGAAGAUUCGACGUAAUUUACGUGGACAUCUUGCCAAGAUUUAUGCAAUGCACUGGGCUAAUGACGGACAACAUUUAGUAUCAGCUUCACAGGAUGGAAAAUUGAUUGUAUGGAACGCCUACACUACCAACAAAUUACAUGCUGUCCCUUUACGAUCUGCUUGGGUAAUGACCUGUGCCUAUUCUCCUUCUGGAAAUUUUGCUGCUUGUGGCGGUUUGGAUAACGUGUGCUCAGUCUACAACUUGACAUCAAGAGAAGGUCCCGUCCGUCCUGCCAGAGAAUUAUCUGCUCAUACUGGUUACCUCAGUUGUUGUCGCUUUUUGGAUGAUCGUCGUAUCUUGACUAGUUCUGGUGAUAUGACUUGUUUAUUAUGGGAUGUAGACGCUGGUGUCAAAAUUCAAGAAUUUGCUGAUCAUACUGGUGAUGUCAUGAGUGUCUCCAUGUCCCCCAAUGAUCCCAACAUUUUUGUUUCUGCUGCUUGUGAUUCUACUGCCAAAAUUUGGGAUAUGCGAACUCAAAAAUGUGUACAAACCUUUGUUGGUCAUGAAUCUGAUAUUAAUUCUGUUCAAUUUUUCCCUAAUGGUAUGGCUGUUGGAACUGGUUCAGAUGAUGCUAGUUGUCGAUUAUUUGAUUUGCGUGCUGAUCGUGAAAUGAAUGUAUAUCAAAAUGAAAAUAUUUUACAUGGUAUCACUUCUGUGGGCUUCUCCAUAUCUGGUCGUUUGCUAUUUGCAGGUUAUGAUGAUUUCAGUUGUCAUGUCUGGGAUUCUCUCAAGGGUGAACGCGUUGGUGUGUUGAACGGUCACGAGAAUCGUGUAUCUUGUCUUGGUGUAUCGAGUGAUGGGUAUGCAGUGGCUACUGGUAGUUGGGAUAGUUUCCUCAAGAUUUGGGCAUGAUCAUCUUCUCUUCCUUUUUUUUUUUUU